Messenger RNA from Saccostrea echinata, 1011 nucleotides. RefSeq names its product E3 ubiquitin-protein ligase TRIM33-like. The transcript has a single exon. The record is from RefSeq and is a predicted model, not a curated record. Gene Ontology annotation, biological process: positive regulation of DNA-templated transcription. Gene Ontology annotation, cellular component: nucleoplasm; chromatin. Gene Ontology annotation, molecular function: zinc ion binding; ubiquitin-protein transferase activity. NCBI's taxonomy places the organism in Eukaryota, Metazoa, Mollusca, Bivalvia, Ostreida, Ostreidae. The coding region runs from base 1 to 1011 and encodes 336 amino acids.
AUGAAGUAUGAAAACAGAGAAGAGUGGAUCGAGCAAAUUCCAACCAAUCAUUUUAUGAAUAAUUUGUUGGAUAAAUUGUCAAUUGAUGAAAACAAGAAAAAUUGCGAUCCUUGUUUUUCUCAAGGCAGCAGUAAACUUGCUACCUCCUGGUGCCUGAAUUGUCAUGAGGCUCUCAGACAGGCUUGUGAACAGGAUCACAAAAAAUUCAGGCUAUUUAGAAAUCACAUGCUUUCGGACUUAAAAAGAAAAGGAACUGAUAGAAAGGACCAAAUUACUGGUUUUAUUCCAUGUCCAGAUCAUAGAUCAGAAGAUGCCAAAAUAUUCUGUCAUGAUCAUCGAAGCGCAUGCUGCACCAUUUGCGCUACAAUUAAGCAUCGGUCAUGCAAGGAAGUUACUUCAUUAAGAGAUGCUGCAUUUGAGGCAAAAGAGAGUUCGGAAACAAGGAAUUUACUUAAAAGAUUAACAGAUAUGGAUAAUCAGUUGAAAAAAGCAACCGAAGAAAAACAAGAAUUCCGCAAAGAAAUAGCAAACGAGUCCACAUCAAUUAAAAUCAGAAUUGAAGAAUUCAAAGAAAACGCAAAAUUGAAGUUAGAUAGCAUGUGCUCUUCUCUUCAAACACGACUUCAGUUUGAAAGUCAGAAUGCUGAUUUUGAGAUAAAUAAUUCGUUACUUGAUAUUGCUCGCGUUUCCAGUCGUUUGCAGCAACAUAUUCAAAUUUUGGAAGCAUCGAUUUCACAAGGGUCCAAUGAAGAGUGUUUGAUUGAAUUAGAAACAGUGCGCGCAAAUGAAAGAGAUAUCAAAAUCGAUGUCAAAGAUUGUUUAAUGAAAAAGACCCCUCAAAAGAUAUCUCUCGAGUCUAAUGCCUUUUUUGAGAUGAAAUGGCCGGUGACACUCGCAGAUAUCCGUGUCCUCCGUUCACCGAUAUCCAUAAACACCGAGACUCAGUAUAAUUCAUAUGAAAAUCCCGUCAGACAUGAACAGCGCCGAAGUAAGGGCAUUUAUCGUCGUUAA